This is a messenger RNA of Camelina sativa (false flax), 870 nucleotides long. Its product is annotated as osmotin-like protein OSM34. Lineage: Eukaryota; Viridiplantae; Streptophyta; Magnoliopsida; Brassicales; Brassicaceae. The record is from RefSeq and is a predicted model, not a curated record.
CAACAAAAAUGGCAAACAUCUCACACUCUACAUUCAUGUUCACCAUUAUUAUCCUCAUCUCGACCGCGAAAACUGCCACAUUCGAUAUUCUUAACCGAUGUAGUUACACCGUGUGGGCUGCGGCAAGCCCGGGAGGUGGCAGGCGACUUGAUGCCGGCCAGUCAUGGAGGUUAGACGUUGCCGCCGGCGCCAAAAUGGCACGGAUUUGGAGACGGACCAACUGUAACUUUGACCCCUCCGGCAAAGGUCGAUGUCAAACUGGUGACUGUAGUGGUGGACUUCAAUGUACUGGUUGGGGGCAGCCACCAAACACGUUGGCUGAGUACGCCUUGAACCAAUUCAACAACUUAGAUUUCUACGACAUAUCACUUGUCGAUGGAUUCAACAUUCCUAUGGAGUUUAGCCCAACAAGCUCGAACUGCCACCGGAUAGUAUGCAACGCAGACAUAAACGGACAGUGCCCGAACGAGUUAAGAGCCCCGGGUGGUUGCAACAACCCGUGCACGGUUUAUAAGACGAAUGAGUAUUGUUGUACGAACGGACAAGGUUCAUGUGGCAGUACUGGGUUCUCAAGAUUCUUCAAACAGAGGUGUCCCGACGCCUACAGUUAUCCACAAGACGACCCGACUAGCACUUUCACUUGUACUUCCACUAACUAUAGGGUCGUGUUUUGUUCUUAAGGCUAUAUAGCUCGGUGCUACGAGUCCCACCAGCUCCCGAUAUAGAUGGUCAGCGAGGAGCAAUAAAUAAUUAAGUGACUUUUCUUUAUUUACUAGAAAAUUACCCAUGCGUGGGUUAUAAAAUAAAAUAUUUUGUAUGUAAAAAAAAAAUUUCAUUAAAUUAUAUAUGAAAUUUACAUGAUCUUAUUUA